AUGACUGAAGUAGAAAAUCCAACAGAUCCACCAGAGCCAAACAGACCAAAUAUCAUGAAGACGAAGACAUACACAAGGUAUAUCCUUGAUGCCUUCCAAAUAUUUUGCAUAGAACGAAGAAAUGAAUACAUGAAAGAACACCCCGAGCUUAAAAAUUCAGAAGUCACGUCGAUUCUCGCCGGUGUCUGGCGGAAUAUGCCGGACAAGGAAAAAGAGUCUUACAGCUCAAUCGCGCGAAAUCUUCAAAACAAUAAAUGUAAAGUAGAAAGAAAAAUUCGCAAAGUUAAAGCCAAAAACAAACCUCCAAAAGACAGUACAAGUCAAUCUAACACAGAAAUAACAGAGCCUGACCCCGAAAUUGAUGUCGGGACUUCAGGAAUUACACUGCCUCCACCUAAAAUUUAUAUUGUAAGUAGGACAGGCAUGGGGGAGGAAAUAUCGGAAGUCAGUUACAACCUAUUACGGAUGCAAGACGAAUAA
Molecule: messenger RNA, 480 nt
Organism: Trichomonas vaginalis G3
Lineage: Eukaryota; Parabasalia; Trichomonadida; Trichomonadidae
Product: HMG-box family
Exons: 1
Coding region: 1-480 (159 amino acids)
Source: RefSeq, a predicted model, not a curated record